AUGGGAUCCCGAGUUCUCGAUCCGACGACGAUUCAAUUAUUCGAAUCCAAUGCGUCGAAUUCGACAAUUCCGACGUUCGACGAGUUACUCAGUUUUGUACAACAACGCUGUCGAGUAUUAGAGAACAUAAAAAAUUCCAGUAAAUCUGAUAUUCCAACGAAACCACACGAAAAAUAUAAUACGCGUAAUAAAACUGUUAUAUCGAAAAAAUCAGUGUUUGCCGCCACCACAUCUACAUCGGUCAAGUCUAAGUCACGAGGUUGUUUGUCAUGCGAUAAGGCUGACCAUAGUAUUUACCGUUGUCCAAAGUUCAACGAUAUGACAGUCGAAAAGCGCCGCGAAUUCGUAGCGGCUAGAAAAUUAUGUUUUUCAUGUAUGAGUCAGUCUCAUAUGCUCAACGCGUGUUCAUCAAUAGGGGUGUGCCGCUCGUGCAGUAGUAAGCGUCACCACUCCUUGCUACAUCUUAAUACCGAUCAGUCAUCGGCCGUGAACAAAACUAAUCAGAGUACCAGCUCAGGUCCUGGUUCAGGUCCUUCCGCCGACAAGUCAAGUUCUUUUUCAGGUGCAGCAUGCACCAACUCCACGGUCGUCCUCGGUACGGCCAUAGUUCACAUCAAGGACGCCUGCGACCAAAUUCAUCCCGUUCGAGUACUUCUCGACAGUGGGUCUCAAAUUUCGGCCAUCUCAAGCGAUUGCUUCGCUCGAUUAGGACUAUCGAAACGCCGUUUUAAAUCCGACGUCCAGUGA
This is a messenger RNA of Macrosiphum euphorbiae (potato aphid), 747 nucleotides long. Lineage: Eukaryota; Metazoa; Arthropoda; Insecta; Hemiptera; Aphididae. The record is from the annotation of a GenBank genome assembly.